GUUUGGAAUUUUCAUCCAGAAAAAACAAUCAAGUUUGGAAUAAACGCGUUGUUUAUUUAUUAAUUAAUAUAAUUAUCGAAGGCAUAGAAAGAUACAGCACCGCCGGCCUGUCCAUCCCCGUUUCAGAUCUCUCGCUUAACUGGUGCCCGCCCAUCCCAGAAAAUGGCUUUAGGUGGAACAGCUCCCCCCAGAGGAAGUGCAGCCGCCACUGCAAGUAUGCGCAGGAGGAGAACAACCGGUGGAGGAGCUUCAGGAGGGGCAGCCGGAACUAUGCUUCAAUUUUACACAGAUGAUGCACCAGGACUUAAGAUCUCCCCUAAUGUGGUUCUGGUAAUGAGCAUUGGCUUCAUAGCAUUUGUUGCCAUCCUUCAUGUGAUGGGUAAGCUGUAUUUUGUGCGCAGAGAGGCUUAGAGGAUUAGCAGAGAAGAGCAGAGGAUUGAAUUUUAAGUUGGAUGUAUUUUUAAUUUUAAUUUUAGAUACAAAAAAUUCAUGUUCCAUGACAAAAGAUGGAUUUUUAGGAUUGGAUCUGUUCUUUCUUUUAUUAAUCAUUUUACCAAUUGUUGAGCA
This is a messenger RNA of Prosopis cineraria, 567 nucleotides long. Its product is annotated as protein transport protein Sec61 subunit beta-like. Lineage: Eukaryota; Viridiplantae; Streptophyta; Magnoliopsida; Fabales; Fabaceae. The transcript has 2 exons. The coding region runs from base 163 to 411 and encodes 82 amino acids. Gene Ontology annotation, cellular component: endoplasmic reticulum membrane; Sec61 translocon complex. The record is from RefSeq and is a predicted model, not a curated record. Gene Ontology annotation, biological process: intracellular protein transport.